GGGCGGUCAGCGCCGGCCUCAUGCAGCUCCUCCCGCCGCCUCUCCGCACCGGAACAAAGACUCAAAUGGAUGCUAAAAAGCCAAGGAAAUGUGAUUUGACUCCCUUCCUGGUUUUGAAAGCAAGAAAGAAACAAAAGUUCACCUCUGCGAAGUGCUGCUCUAGAAUGGACACUGCACAAUGGCAAAGGUUUUACUGGACUGGCUCAGUGCCAACUCCCCAGAACUUAGGUCAGUGCCUCCCACAGACUAGCACUUGAUGUGUGCUUGUGGAAUCAAAACUAGGAGUGUGUUUAUUCAUUUAUUUCCUCUACAAGUAUGUGCUGUCUACUCAUCUCAGACAUUGUUCUAGGGACUAGGGAUGCAGUGGAGAACAAAACAGGCCGUAAAACUCUCAUAAAGCUUAAAAUUGGGAUUCUUUGUAGGAAGACCAGAUGUUUUGACUAAAUGCUGAGAAUGGUAAUGACUCACCUUCAUUUUCGCUGGCAGUUAAAGAGUUGGAACUGAAUAGACCAGUGAUUUCUUAGCCUGGGUUGUGUAUUGGGAACACCCAGGGAAGUUUUAAAGACUACUGAAAUCAGAAUCUUUAGGGGUCAUGGACAUUUUUUUUUUUUUUUUUGUGACAGAGUCUCGCUCUGUCGCCCAGGCUGGAGUGCAGUGGCGCGAUCUUGGCUUACUGCAAGCUCCACCUCCCGGGUUCACGCCAUUCUCCUGCCUCAGCCUCCGGAGUAGCUGGGACUACAGGCGCCCACCACCACGCCUGGCUAAUUUUUGUUGUUGUUGUAGUAUUUUUAGUAGAGACGGAGUUUCACCGUGUUAGCCAGGAUGGUCUCGAUCUCCUGACCUCGUGAUCCAUCCGCCUUGGCCUCCCAAAGUGCUGGGAUUACAGGCGUGAGCCACCGUGCCUGGCCUAUGGACAUGUUUUAAAAAGUUCUUUUCUAUCAUGUGGGGACAGGUGUCCAUUUCAUCAUCAGGUGUGAGACCUCAGGUCAUUAAGUCUCUGACAUUUUGCUGUUUGUGAAACUGGAAUAAUUAUUCCUACAUCCCCUGAUUGCAGUGGUAUUAAGGGAGGUAAGAGAAUGUGAGCUCUCCGGCUGGCACAUGUUGGAAGCCCGAUAAGUAUUGGUUGCUUUUAUCUUCCCUCUGUCUCUCCAUUUAACAGAAAGGGGCUUCCUGUAAGAGACGGGCUUAUCAGUGAGUGUCACACAGUGGAAGAGGAUAUCCGAGGGUCAUUCAUUGUCUCAUUUCCAUGUCUCAUCAGCACUUCCUAUACGAAAAGCAGGAACAAAACAAAAUCCUGAUCCGACCAUUUGGUGUUGGGCAAAGGAAUGGAAAUCAGUUCAAGCUGAAGAGACAGCAAACAGCAGAGAUGUUAAUUGCUAGUUCUGUCUAGGUUUUUAGGUUGGCACACUAUUAUUUAUGGUAAUGCAUUCACCUGUUAAAUGCAAAUGCAAGACUCGAACUAGAAGAACUUGUAAUGAUCAUUGCAAGUUAACAUUAAAACGUUUAAAAUAUAACCGUAAGCAGCCAAUCUAGAAUCAGUGGCUCAAUGAAGAUAGGCAUUUACUUCUAUAUAAUGUCUACAUUUGGAAUGGAUUUGGGGUCCUGAAGGAGAGUUUUACAUAGUUUUCCCCAUUCUUUCCUAGGGCCCUACUCUUUCUGAGAUCUACAUGGAAGAGACAAGGAGGAGUCAGCUGAGAAAACAGGAAAAUCGCCUGUGAAGUAUGACUGAGGCGGGAUGGUGUGAUGGAGGUGUGCCUUUCCGAAAAGGCUGGGUGGGCUGAGGCCUGCAGAGAGUCCAGUUGCUAUCUUCCCUGAACAGUCCAGGUUGGAAGUAAACCUUCGGUUCAGGUCCAGAAGCCACCUUCCAAUAUCAAGAACUCCAGAAUGACCCAAGUCUUUCAUAAGAACACCAGUGUUACUUCACUCCCCUUUGUGGACACCAAGGGGAAGAAGAAUAUGGUAAGCUUCCCACACAUUAGCAAGAAAGUCCUGCUGAAGUCAUCCCUGCUGUAUCAGGAGAAUCAAGCUCACAAUCAGAUGCCGGCCUCAGAGCUCAAGGCUUCAGAAAUACCUUUCCACCCUAGCAUUAAAACCCAGGAUCCCAAGGCAGAGGAGAAGUCACCAAAGAAGCAAAAGGUGACUCUGACAGCGGCAGAGGCCCUAAAGCUUUUUAAGAACCAGCUGUCUCCAUAUGAACAAAGUGAAAUCCUGGGCUACGCGGAGCUGUGGUUCCUGGGGCUUGAAGCCAAGAAGCUCGACAUGGCUCCUGAGAAAUUUAGCAAGACGAGUUUUGAUGAUGAGCAUGGCUUCUAUCUGAAGGUCCUGCAUGAUCACAUUGCCUACCGCUAUGAAGUUCUGGAGACGAUCGGGAAGGGGUCCUUUGGACAGGUGGCCAAGUGCUUGGAUCACAAAAACAAUGAGCUGGUGGCCCUGAAAAUCAUCAGGAACAAGAAGAGGUUUCACCAGCAGGCCCUGAUGGAGCUGAAGAUCCUGGAAGCUCUCAGAAAGAAGGACAAAGACAACACCUACAAUGUGGUGCAUAUGAAGGACUUUUUCUACUUUCGCAAUCACUUCUGCAUCACCUUUGAGCUCCUGGGAAUCAACUUGUAUGAGUUGAUGAAGAAUAACAACUUUCAAGGCUUCAGUCUGUCCAUAGUUCGGCGCUUCACUCUCUCUGUUUUGAAGUGCUUGCAGAUGCUUUCGGUAGAGAGAAUCAUUCACUGUGAUCUCAAGCCUGAAAAUAUAGUGCUAUACCAAAAGGGCCAAGCCUCUGUUAAAGUCAUUGACUUUGGAUCAAGCUGUUAUGAACACCAGAAAGUAUACACGUACAUCCAAAGCCGGUUCUACCGGUCCCCAGAAGUGAUCCUGGGCCACCCCUACGACAUGGCCAUUGACAUGUGGAGCCUGGGCUGCAUCACGGCGGAGUUGUACACGGGCUACCCCCUGUUCCCCGGGGAGAAUGAGGUGGAGCAGCUGGCCUGCAUCAUGGAGGUGCUGGGUCUGCCGCCAGCCGGCUUCAUUCAGACAGCCUCCAGGAGACAGACAUUCUUUGAUGCCAAAGGUUUUCCUAAAACUAUAACCAACAACAGGGGGAAAAAAAGAUACCCAGAUUCCAAGGACCUCACGAUGGUGCUGAAAACCUAUGACACCAGCUUCCUGGACUUUCUCAGAAGGUGUUUGGUAUGGGAACCUUCUCUUCGCAUGACGCCGGACCAGGCCCUCAAGCAUGCUUGGAUUCAUCAGUCUCGGAACCUCAAGCCACAGCCCAGGCCCCAGACCCUGAGGAAAUCCAAUUCCUUUUUCCCCUCUGAGACAAGGAAGGACAAGGUUCAAGGCCGUCAUCACUCGAGCAGAAAAGCAGAUGAGGUCACCAAAGAGACUACAGAGAAAACAAAAGAUGGCCCCACGAAGCAUGUUCAGCAUUCAGGUGAUCAGCAGGACUGUCUCCAGCAUGGAGCUGACACUGUUCAGCUGCCUCAACUGGUAGAAGCUCCCAAGAAGUCAGAGGCAGCUGUCGGGGCAGAGGUGUCCAUGACCUCCCCAGGACAGAGCAAAAACCCCUCCCUCAAGAACACAAACAUUUUACCCCCUAUUGUAUGAUCUUUGCUGAGGGUAUGUCCUGCUCCUUUCCACCAGUGAUUUGUAUUAAGACAGCACUUAUAUUGUACAAUACUUCAGACUGUUUUUUUUAAAUACAUAAAACUUUAUUUUAAAAAACUCUA
Pan troglodytes (chimpanzee) is the source of this 3722-nucleotide messenger RNA. RefSeq names its product dual specificity tyrosine phosphorylation regulated kinase 4 (gene DYRK4). Gene Ontology annotation, molecular function: protein serine/threonine/tyrosine kinase activity; protein serine/threonine kinase activity; ATP binding. Bases 1885 to 3600 code for a protein of 571 amino acids. Gene Ontology annotation, biological process: peptidyl-threonine phosphorylation; peptidyl-serine phosphorylation. Lineage: Eukaryota; Metazoa; Chordata; Mammalia; Primates; Hominidae. The transcript is spliced from 17 exons. Gene Ontology annotation, cellular component: nucleus; cytoskeleton; cytoplasm. The record is from RefSeq and is a predicted model, not a curated record.